UGAUAGUCAAUUUCUUAAAAAUGUCAACUCAAUCCGAUUCCACUUCCACUUCAACUUCAACUUUACCAGAUCCAACAACACUAGCAAUCUCAUUAAUCCCAUUAUUACCUUCAAGUUUAACUUCAACAAACCAAUCUCAAAACAAUAAAUCAAAACCUAUCAAUAUACCAAUCUUAGCAGCUAGUUUAUCAACUUUACCUGAAAAUGUCAUCAAUGCUAUACAUGUCUUAGCUCAAGAAUUAAAGAAUUUAAGAGAAGAACAAUUAGUAUCAGAUAGUUUUCAAUCAAAUCAUUCUCAUAGACAAACAAGUAUAACGAAAUCAGGUAAUAGUGAGGUAACCGAUCAAGAUUCUUUGACUCGUGAACAACGUGAAAAGUGGUUGGAAAAUCAAAAGAUCAAUCAUUUAACAAAAUCUAUUUCAUCACUCACAAAUUUACAUUCAAGUCUUCAAUCACGACAUCUUGAAACAGUCGAUACUUUAUCCAAUUUACAACAAGUACAUGAUCGAGAAAAACAACAAUUAACAGACGAACGUGAUGGAGUUAGAGCGGUCAAUACAGUCUUAAGAAGAAAGAUAUGUAAUUUAGAAAAACAAUUAGAUGCUAGUAAAGAAGUCAUGGAAGGUGUUUUAGAGAAAGUUGAAACUGUUAAUGGUGGUGAUUGGUCAAUCGUGGAUCAUGGUCGGAUUCAUGUUCAUAGCCCUUUGAUGAAAAGUCAUCAUCAAGCCAUCGAAUGUAAUCAUUCUACUGCAUUCUCUUUGUUCGACGAGUCUCAUAACCAACCACCUUCUGUUGCUCUUGAUCUCAAUGCUAGUGGUCUAUCUCAUUCAGGUUCCCAUAUUCAUGAAACUUCUGAACAUCGAGUGACAGGUCACUUACAUCAAAGCACAUCAUCAGCAGGGAACAACCAGCGAUCACUGACUUUAAUUGUUGAGUUAACCGAAGAGCUGGAAUCUUUAAGAGAAGAAGCUAAAAACGAAUUAGAAUCUAAAGAUGACGAGAUACGUGUUUUGAAACGAUUAGUUGGAUUUAGGGAUCAAGAGAUUAAGAUUUUGAUUACCAGAUUAGAAAACUUUAUGGGUUUGAACGGGUUUUACGUUCCGGUUAAGGAUGCUCAACCAACUGAUGCCUUUAUGCAAAAAGAUAUGUUAGAUCUGCAUGAUACACCCAAACAACAUCAUAUACCUACUUUGAAAGGGAAGGAAAAGGCUCAUCUUGAUAUGGAUCGUUCACAUUUGAAUCCACUGAACGGAGACUAUCCUUGGAGCCAAAAUCAUCAAGACCAGUAUGCUGGAUCGGUAUCCGAUGCCUCAAACCGAUCUCGAUCUCAUCACCUACUACGACCUGGUCCAAAUCAUCAUCAUCAUCUAUCAGGAGAUGAAUUUGACUCUUUAACAUCUUUAGAUACUUGUGAAAACGAAGCGCUUUCAAGAGCUUUAGCUGACUUAUCAAAUCAAGUUUUGGACUUAAAGUAUGCAUUGAAAGAAGUUAGUAAGGAGAGAGAUACAUUAAGAAAACUGAGAUCUAAACACAAUCGUACUUCUGAAAGUCCACCUAAUGAAGUUGAAGAGGAUUAUUCGUCUUUGAAAAAAUGUUUGAAAGAAUUACAAUCUGAACGAAAUCGAUUAAAUGAAGAUCUAAUUCAAAUGGAAAUCAAGAAUUUUGAACUUGAAAAACGAAUUACAGAACAAGAAGGAGAAUUUGAAAGAGUAGCAGAAAGAGUCCAAAAUAAAUUAGAAGAACAAAGAAGAAAAUUGUAUGAAGCUAAACAUGAGAUUGAAGAAUUACAAAACCGAUUAGAACAAACAGAAGGAGCUGAAAAGAUUUUAAGAAGAGAAUUAGAAGAAGAAAAAAGAAGAGGGAAUGUCUUGAUGAGUUUGAUGAGUAAUUCGAAUCAUCAUAAAAAAGAAAAAGAAAGAGAAAAAGAAAGGCAGAAAGAGAGAGGUUCUAGUACUACUAGUUCUUCUAGUAGGAGAAGUCGAUAUGAGAAAGCUGUUUCGAGUAGACCUAGGUCUAGACUUGAUUCAUUGGACGAUGAACCUACUACUUAAAAUUGAUUCUUUGAUCUUUGGAAGAUAUCCUCUUGGUUUGAUCUUUAGUAUUUAUGUUCUUGUUGUGAUUAAAGAAUGAUGAUAUUAGCAAUGUAUAAUGUUUUUUUCCCAAGGAAUAUAUAUUUAUUGGUUAUCAAUUCAUUUUUCAAUGGAAGUUAUUGGGAUUCAGUUUUUCUUUUGUGGGAUUAUAUAUGUUGUUUGAUUAUUAAAUUGAUGGAAAGGAUUGAAACUUUUUGGAAACUUUU
Messenger RNA from Melampsora larici-populina 98AG31, 2296 nucleotides. RefSeq lists its product as uncharacterized. The transcript is spliced from 10 exons. The record is from RefSeq and is a predicted model, not a curated record. NCBI's taxonomy places the organism in Eukaryota, Fungi, Basidiomycota, Pucciniomycetes, Pucciniales, Melampsoraceae. The coding region runs from base 21 to 2051 and encodes 676 amino acids.